AGUAAACGAAGCGUUUCAAAGAACAUGUAGUGAACCAUAAAUAAAAUACAUAUUUAGAUAUUCCUUUAUCGGAUUGGUUGAAUGUCACACACCUCCAACAGGCUGUUGUCAUUAACCAUAUUGUACAAUGGAAAAAAUCGGGGAUUUUGUACUUAAAAUAUCUAAACGUCACAAUCAUCGCGCUUUAAAAUAUUUUACAAGGAAGAGAUCUACACAAGCUGCAGCUGCCGUACAACAAGACCUGCAACAUGAACUAGAGGGCAUAAAAGAUGCCGGGACUUGGAAGGGAGAACGUGUCAUCACUUCUAAACAAGGCCCUACAAUUCACGUAGCAGGAUCUCAGGCAGACAUACUCAAUUUCUGUGCAAACAACUACCUUGGUUUGUCUAGCCACCCUGAAGUUAUUGAAGCCGGGAAGAAAGCACUUGACACACACGGCGCUGGCCUCAGCUCUGUCCGAUUUAUAUGCGGUACACAGGAUCUGCACAAAGAACUUGAAGAUAAAAUCUCAAAAUUUCACAAGAAAGAGGACACCAUUUUAUACGCUAGUUGUUUUGAUGCAAAUGCCGGUCUUUUUGAGGUAUUGCUUGGACCUGAAGAUGCUGUUAUAUCAGACGAAUUAAACCAUGCAUCUAUUAUUGAUGGAAUACGUCUAUGUAAAGCUAAAAGAUUCAGAUAUAAACACACAGAUAUGAAAGAUCUUGAACAAAACUUGAAGGACGCAUCUUCGUGUCACAAAAAGCUGAUAGCAACUGAUGGUGUAUUUAGUAUGGAUGGCAGCGUCGCACCGUUGCCUGACAUAACAAGACUUGGAAACGAGUAUGGAGCAUUGGUUUUCAUCGACGAAUGUCAUGGAACAGGAUUUUUUGGACCAACCGGCAGAGGAACUGAUGAGCAUUUUGGAUUGGAAGUUGAUAUCAUAAACUCAACUCUCGGUAAAGCCAUGGGAGGUGCUGCGGGCGGUUAUACCUCUGGACCAAAAGAACUUGUACAGCUUCUAAGACAAAGAUCCAGACCUUACUUGUUUUCAAACACAUUACCCCCACCAGUAGUAGCAUGUGCUAGCAAGGCCUUUGAUUUGAUAAUACAGAAUCCAGAUUUACCGAAGAAGCUUUUGACCAAUACAGUAAGAUUUAGGACUAAAAUGACGGACGCUGGUUUCACUGUAUCGGGUGAUCCAGGACAUCCCAUUUGUCCAGUUAUGUUAGGAGAUGCCAAGUUAGCUAGUACUUUUGCUGAUGAUAUGUUGGAGAAAGGUAUCUAUGUGAUAGGAUUCAGUUAUCCAGUUGUUCCAAAAGGAAAAUCGAGAAUCCGAGUACAGAUAUCUGCUGCUCACUCAGAGCAAGAAAUUGAUAGAGCUGUGGAUGCUUUUAUUGAAAUCGGCAGAAAACUCAAAGUUAUCAAUUAAACUAAAAGUGAAGAUUGAAAUGUUAAAAAAAGUUGUAAGUGUCUGCAUUAACAGUUUUGAUGCUUUGUCGACAGUCGAUUGAUCUAAUAAAAUGGUAUAUAAAUCAUAUUCCAUCAACCAAGAAACACACACAAUAAACACCUUGCCACAAUUUUUCACAACAACUGAGUAGAUGCCACUGUAAUUGGUUGUUUCAUUCCAUAGACCAACCUCUGCUGUCCUGACAUGAAAUAUACUGACGUGAUCAUUUUAUGUAAAUUUAUAUUCAUUUGAAUAUUUAAAAGAUCACUAGAAAAACAGAAAUUGUUAUACUUCUAGCCAUGAGUGAUAUAAGCCGGAUUUGAAUAAAAUUAUUUUGAAA
Mytilus trossulus (common blue mussel) is the source of this 1769-nucleotide messenger RNA. Its product is annotated as 2-amino-3-ketobutyrate coenzyme A ligase, mitochondrial-like. Gene Ontology annotation, biological process: biosynthetic process; L-threonine catabolic process. NCBI's taxonomy places the organism in Eukaryota, Metazoa, Mollusca, Bivalvia, Mytilida, Mytilidae. The record is from RefSeq and is a predicted model, not a curated record. Gene Ontology annotation, molecular function: pyridoxal phosphate binding; glycine C-acetyltransferase activity. Bases 128 to 1408 code for a protein of 426 amino acids. Gene Ontology annotation, cellular component: mitochondrion. The transcript is spliced from 12 exons.